Molecule: messenger RNA, 1935 nt
Organism: Pecten maximus
Lineage: Eukaryota; Metazoa; Mollusca; Bivalvia; Pectinida; Pectinidae
Exons: 2
Coding region: 140-769 (209 amino acids)
Source: RefSeq, a predicted model, not a curated record
GCAGGUAUCGUGACUACAAAACUAACUAAGCAUUAAUCUCGUUAUGUGAUGCGGUAUCACUUACAAUAUUACUUGGCGAGGCAGGUAUAUACGCCAGGUACUCGAAGUAGAGCCUCGUUAUAGAUAAAACGGUCAGUGCAUGGUCGUCAUGACAAAUUGUAUUGGAAACUUUCUGUUUGGAAAUGAGAUGCAAAAUGCUGCCUUUGAGGAUUGGGAAGAAGUAUUAAAGGCUAAGCACACAGUUGAAAUGAGAGUGUCAAAUCAACUCAACAGCCGAGCACUGAUUCAACCGGAAGUUAGAUUAUCCAAGGGCAAGCUAUUCAACGAAUUCCCCGUGGUCCCUUCUGGUAAAUCGAGUGACAACCUAUUCUAUAGAACGCCAUGGACUUGUCGAGGAGUUGUCGGUCUGAUUACGUACCUUAUAGAGGGAACGGACAAGAUCGCGUGCAUAUUCUUCAGUAACCCUUUAAUAGGGUCAAACAUUCUGGGGCUUCAAUGGCUGACACUGGACGAUGUAGUUCUGGAAAGUCGAGAAGAAAUGAUUAUCAACUUUGAAAAGAAACAAAAUGUGAACGCAAAGACAUGGAAAACGGACGAUAUCCCGUGUCAUUAUCAGUUAGUCUCGGAUUCGUUCAUUGUGAGGGCUGUUAUGAGUGGAUCCAGCAGAGUUGCUCUACAAGUAUCUCUUUUAGACUAUAAUCCAAAAAUAGAACGGUCUCUGACCUUGAGCUCUUGGAUGGAGAACCAACAUAAAGUGAACAAGAAAUGAGAAUGAUUUCAUGAAUGUAUAUGUGCAAUGGAGAGAUGGAGGAACUUUUCUUUGUCUCAGAGGAGCGACACACGGAACUCAUAAAUAUAAUCGGACUGUUCAUUGCCAUUUAAUUAGAAUGAACAAUACCAUUAGCACGUUAUUCAACGCCGUCGUGAAUGAUCUUUGCGACCACCAAUUAUAAAUUGGUUCAGUAUACCCAACCAGAGUUCUUGUAAUCCAGUCUUCCGCAUGUAUGUUACUGAAUAACGUGAACAUUUUCUGUGUAUUUUCUUUUAUAUUAUUUAUCCUUUUUAAACAAAUGAUAUUCUAAUAUUUAAACUUUUUAUUGUAUCUGUUCUUGCAUUUCCUUAUCGCCAUACAAUAUAUAUAAGUUAACAUUAUAGGGCGGUCGGGUGACACAGUGGUAACACACUUGCUUUUCUCCUAGGCGGCCGGGUUUCGAUUCCCCGAUCGGAUAUGACAAGGUAGCCUACCCGACCACGUGGGUUUCUCCGUGUACUCCAGCUUUCUUCCAACAGUAAGACCCUUCGCGCGCUUCCAUUCCGGCCUAGAGUGAUUAAUAUAAGUUGAUAUUUCGCAAUUGUUGUAACAAAUUUAAUUAUUUAAUAAAUAACGUUUAUAUGUAAGUUAACAUUGAUAUUGUUGCCUUCCAGCAGAAGCGGUGAAGGAGUAUAUGUAUUUAAAAAAAUCGUAAGAUACGAUCAUUUAAACAAAUGUUAUGUGUUAUGAAUGCAACCGUCCUAACGUCCAAAUAAAGCACUACGUUGAGAAACUUCAAUUGUUGUGGGUAAUGAACUAUGUAUCUAAACUGAAACCAUAGGCUUGUGUCACGAUCCGGAUAAUCACUAUUCUUCAUCAUUGUUAAAAUGAAAACUACCAUUUAAAUACAAAGAUAAUGUUUCCGUAUUGAAAUUCAAUUUAAUCAUUUAAUAUGUGUCGAUGAGAUAACUAAAACUGUUCAAAAUUAUUUCUGACUUUUAAUCCUUAUAUUUGAUAAAAUCCGUAAUUAUACACUGUAUCAAAAUGAAUGUAAUGAAAUAUUGUGAUACAGAGUAAACAUUUUUUGAUUCCUGGGUUUAAAUUGUGUUUUAUUUGUCAAUUUUCAUGUAACAAUAAUAUAGAAAUGUACAACACAUAGAUUAUACAUAUAUGUGAACUGAUCU